Molecule: messenger RNA, 1500 nt
Organism: Candoia aspera
Lineage: Eukaryota; Metazoa; Chordata; Lepidosauria; Squamata; Candoiidae
Product: dual specificity testis-specific protein kinase 1-like
Exons: 8
Coding region: 56-1120 (354 amino acids)
Biological process (GO): actin cytoskeleton organization; protein phosphorylation
Cellular component (GO): nucleus; cytoplasm
Molecular function (GO): ATP binding; protein serine/threonine kinase activity
Source: RefSeq, a predicted model, not a curated record
CCUUGCUUGGCCUGAGUAAAGUUGAGUCUGCCAGCCUCAGCUGGCCAGCUGUGAAAUGGGAAUAAGUGCUCAGCCUCAGAAGGGUUUUUUUCAUUCUGCUGAUGAAGCCAGACACGAAACACGUUCUUUCCUUUCUUUCCUCCUUAUAGCACCUGUCUCUACAAUGUACGAAAUGGGACUGGCGUCUCCAGAUUUGCCUGGCCCGACUCCGUACAGCGAGGAGGCCCCAGACGCCUAUUGCCAGGAGGCUGACCGAUGGCAGAGGCUGCGCACAGCUGUCCGGAAGCUGGAAUUCUGGGAAAACUUUGAGGCUGAGCUGAUAGGCAGUGGCUUCUUCUCCAAAGUGUUCAAGGUCGCUCCGAGGCCUGGGGGCAAGGCCAUGGUGGUCAAGAUUUACAAGAACGACGCCGAUCAGGAGGGGAUUGUGCGUGAGAUCAGCUUGCUGCAGAAGCUCUCCCAUCCCAACAUUGUCAGGUACCUUGGGAUCUGCGUGAAGGAUGACAAGCUGUACCCAAUUCUGGAGUAUGUGAACGGCGGGUGCUUGGAAGAGCUUCUGGCCUGCAGAGACGUCUCCCUCAGCUGGAAGGAGAAGGUGGACUUGGCCUCGGACAUCGCCCGCGGGAUGGUCUAUCUCCACUCCAAGAGUAUCUAUCACCGCGACCUCAACUCCAAGAACUGCCUCAUCCGAGUGACCCAGCGAGGGCGGGAGGCCGUGGUGACUGAUUUUGGGCUGGCCAAGGAAGUGGCAGAGCUCUCGGCAAAGAGUCCAGAGAGGAAGCUCUCCCUGGUGGGCUCAGCCUUCUGGAUGGCUCCCGAAAUGCUGCGGGGAGAACCUUAUGACCAGAAGGUGGACGUCUUCUCCUUCGGGAUCGUUCUCUGUGAAAUCCUGGGCAGGAUCCCAGCAGACCCCGAGGUGCUGCCACGGACUCAGGACUACGGUCUGGAUGUGGCUGCCUUCCAGGGCAUGGUAGGAGGAUGUCCCAAGCAGGCUUUGGAUUUGGCCACCAGCUGUUGCAGGAUGGAAGCCUUCAAGCGCCCCUCCUUCUCCGAGAUCCUGGAGGAACUGGGAGACACCGCCGAACAGCUGGAGUUCUCCACAGAGAAGCAGCCCCCGGGUUGACAUGCCCAGCGGGAUGCAGACUGCAACAUACCCGUGUAUCUCAAAAGAAAGGCUUCUGUGGCAGGAGAAGGGGGUCUUGACCCUGGGAGCAGAUCAGAGAAUUGGGUAGUGGAAGACAGAGCACCCUCCCUCCCCCCUCCUGUCUCUUUUCUAGAUGUCCAGAUUCUUGUGGACUGAGCAGUAUCAUUGCAAGCAAACACCCCCCCAUUUAGAUGGCUCCAGUCAGUGAGCCGAGCCGCAUGCUGCAGGGGAAAGGCAAGGUGCCCGCCACAGCCGUCGGCCCAUCAGGGGCCUGGGUUGCAUCCAGUCGUUCUUCCUCAGAGCACCGUCUCACCCCCAGGUCCUGUCGACCCUCCCCACGCUUCCUGGUGCUGUGAGGU